AUGACCUUUUCUGAAAAUUUCCCCAAUGAUUUUUCUCAUGAUAGACUCAUACCCAAGAGCUACCAGCAGUUCCUGGCUGUGGUAUAUGCAAUCAGAGAGGUCAACAAGGAUCUAGUUCUCCUCCCCAAUAUCACCCUCGGCUUCCAAAUUUCCGACAAUCACAAGAUUGAGAGAAGUAUUUCAAUAAUCAGCCUCUCACUGCUCUCCACACGAGGACGAAUGAUUCCAGGUUAUAAAUGUGACAGGCAUGAUACUCUGUUCUCUGUAAUUGGAGGCUUCAUCCCCAAAUCUUCAAGGCAGAUGGCCUCCAUCUUCAACAUCUACAAAGUCCCACAGCUUGGUGUUGGCUUUGAGUUCUCUCAGGGAGAGAGAUCAGCUCAUCCUUCCUUCUUCCGGAUUAAUCCCAAGGAAUCCCCUCAGUAUGUGGGUUUAGUUCAACUUCUUCUCUACUUCCAGUGGAACUGGGUUGGGCUUGUGACCCCUAAAAGUGACAGCGGGGAACAUUUCAUCUCAUCUCUAAUGCCAAUGCUCAGGGAGAAGGAGAUCUGUGUGGCCUUCACUGAAAUAUUGAAACCGGAUAAUUUUCCCGAUACAUGGAAUACAUUUCAUCUUUUUUUAAAAAACUGUUGUCAAACUGAAGUGAUUGUUCUCUUUGGAGACCCUCAUACUAAUGCAAAUGUACAGUCCGCUCUGCAUUUUUAUGUAACGUCCACAAAGUCAGUGCCUCAGAAAGUUUGGAUCCUAACUUCCCAAUGGAAACACAAUGUGGUGGCAGCUAAAGAUGCAUUGCCGGUUAUAAAGCCCUUCCAUGGGUCUUUGCAGUUAAGGGACCACACAGGGGAUAUCUCAGAAUUUAGAGAUUUUCUUCUAUCUUUAGACCCUUUUAACCCAGAAGGGGACAAUUUUCUCCCACAGUGGUGGGAAAAGGUCUUUGACUGCAAGAUCCAGAAACCAGGAAGGAUCAUUCCAAAGAAGAAAUGUACAGGAAAGGAGAAUGUACAAAAUGUGCCCACUCACAUUUUUGAAAUCAGCAUGACAAGUGCAAGUUACAACAUCUACAAUGCCAUUUUUGCUCUGGCACAUGCGUUGCAUGCAAUGUAUGGAUCAGGAGUGAGACAAGCCCUGAUGAGGCUUGGAAAGGUGAUCUCAAAUGUCUAUUCAUGGCAGAUCCUUGCUUAUUUGAGGAAUAUCCACUUCAACAACAGUGCUGGAGAGAAGAUCUCCUUCUCAGAAAACGGACUUGGAUCUUCUCAAUAUGAUAUUCUCAACUGGGUUUUCCUCCCCAAUCAAUCGUUUGUCGCUGUGAAAGUUGGGCAAGUAGAUGCUGGGGCUCUCCCAGGCCAAGAGUUCAUCAUUAACUCUGAUGCUAUCAUCUGGGUCACAAAGAAGGUGCCCUUUGCCAGAUGUGGCAAGAAGAGGUGUCAGGCAGGAGAGAUGAGAAGAGUUCCAGAAGGUCAGCAGGUUUGCUGCUACCAAUGUGCCCCUUGUCCAGAAGGGACCAUUUCUGAUCAGAUAGAUGCUGCUCACUGUGACCUCUGCCCAGAAGACCAAUACCCCAAUGAACACAAGAACCACUGCAUUGCCAAGAGGAUCCACUUCCUCGCCUAUCGAGAGACCCUGGGAUACACUUUACUAUGUCUUGUUCCUUUUCUCUCUAUGAUCACAUUGGGAGUCCUGGUGAUUUUCCUUAUACAUCACGAAACACCGAUUGUCAAGGCCAACAACCGAGAUCUCACCUAUAUCCUCCUGGUCUCCCUCCUGCUCUGCUUCCUCUGCUCCUUCCUCUUCAUUGGUCGACCCAGGAAGGUCACCUGUCUCUUCCAACAAACUUCAUUUGCCAUCCUCUUUUCCCUUGCAGUUUCCUCUGUCUUGGCAAAAACUGUCAUGGUGGUUCUGGCAUUUAUGGCCACAAAGCCUGGGAAUAAGACAAGGAAACUCUUGGGAAAACCACUGACCAAUUCCAUUGUCAUAGCCUGUCCCCUGAUCCAAGCCCUUCUUUGUGCCACCUGGCUGGCAAUUUCUCCUCCAUUUCCUAACAUGGACUUCCACUCCUUAGUAGGAGAGAUCAUCUUGGAAUGUAAUGAAGGCUCAGCUUCCAUGUUUUAUGCUGUCCUCACCUAUCUGGCUUUCCUGGCCUUCAUCAGUUUCACAGUGGCUUUUCUGGCUAGGAAAUUGCCCGACAGCUUUAAUGAAGCCAAGUUCAUUACUUUUAGCAUGCUGGUCUUUUGCAGUGUUUGGAUCACAUUCCUUCCCACCUAUCUGAGCACCAAAGGGAAAUCCAUGGUGGCUGUGGAGAUUUUCUCCAACUUGGCCUCUGGAACUGCUCUCCUGGUUUGUAUCUUUUUUCCCAAAUGCUACAUUAUCUUACUGAGACCACAUCUGAAUUUUGUCCAGAGAUACCAUAGGAUU
This is a messenger RNA of Pseudonaja textilis, 2409 nucleotides long. Its product is annotated as vomeronasal type-2 receptor 116-like. The record is from RefSeq and is a predicted model, not a curated record. Gene Ontology annotation, biological process: G protein-coupled receptor signaling pathway. NCBI's taxonomy places the organism in Eukaryota, Metazoa, Chordata, Lepidosauria, Squamata, Elapidae. Gene Ontology annotation, molecular function: G protein-coupled receptor activity. Gene Ontology annotation, cellular component: plasma membrane.